Messenger RNA from Closterium sp. Naga37s-1, 4626 nucleotides. NCBI's taxonomy places the organism in Eukaryota, Viridiplantae, Streptophyta, Zygnematophyceae, Desmidiales, Closteriaceae. The record is from the annotation of a GenBank genome assembly.
AUGGAGAUUGACGCCGUGCAUCUGUGCGGGUUACCAGGAGGGUUACAGGAGACCUCGUGGUCCGUGGUAGGCACGCGUAAGGAACCUCCCGGGGUGUUCAUAGGAGCGUCGAAAGUCGACGAUUUCACCGUCCUGCUCUCGAGGCAGUCGGACGGCGCGUCCAAAUUCUCCGUGUCGUCUCGGACUCGACUCCGCGCGUGGCCUCUUGGUCCGCCCACGCACCGCUUCGCGUCCCCGUGCGUCUCUGACCGCGCGUCCCGUCACCACUACGCGCUGCUCCAGGGGAGUGCGGACGCGCCAGCGGCGGGCGCACCAGGGGCGGACGCGCCAGGGGCGGACGCGCAGGUGGUCGCGAGCUGGCCUUUCGGCACGUCCUCCAUUGCGCCGUCCGCGCUCCUGCACAAGACAGGCGCGGCGGACGGUUGCCACGUGGUGGAAGCUGAUAGGCCGAUCGUCCGCCUGUUUCCGUUGACUGCGACGGGAAGCGCCGACUCUGACGCGACGAAACCUGCAGACGAGGCCACACCUGGCACCGCCGCCACCGCUACCGCCACCUCUCCCCCCGUCCCGCCCUCCGGGGGUGUUCUCGCCCUCUGCGCGGAUGGCUCCAUCCGAACCUACUCGCCGGACCUCUCCCUGACCUCAUCGCUCACCGAGCCUGCGGACGGACCAAAGAUCCGUGUGGAGGCGGCAGGCUCGGGGAGUUGGCUUGGGCACAAGGGGGAUGGGAAGCGGGGGAGUGAGUGGGUCUUGGCAGUGGUGGGUGUGGAAGAAGGGGAGGGGGCGAGUGAGGGAAGCAGCGAGAGCGGCAGGGGCGGAGCGGCAAGGGUUGUGAGGGUUUACCAUGUGGCAUGUGGGGCGGGUGAUGCGGCCAUGGCUGAUGUAGACGCCAUGGCACGAGGCAACGGGCAUGUGGAUGCACCUGUAGUGAAGGUGACUCUAGUGAAGGCCUUCAGAGUUAGAGGCCCUGGGCAAGAGGGGGUGGAGGAGGAAAAGGAGGAGGAAGAGGCAGGAGGGGAGGAAGGAGGGCGUGGUGUUGUGUCGCUGUGCGUGGGGGAUGCAGGCGAGAUCAUGCUCCUAUGGAGUGACGCCACGUGGCAGUGCUUCCCCAACACCAUCCCACCCCAAACCCCAUCACCUGACACAUCCAAGGACGCCGUUACUCCCUCCGCUUUCCUGGAAGCAUCCCUGACACGAAGUCUUGCAGUGGCUGCAACACAGGUGGUGCCUGAGGGCGGUGCCACUCACCACCCAAACUCAAAACCCUCGUCGGCCCAUGCGAGGGUAACAGCAGGAGCCAUGGCUGCAGUGCCUGGGACUCGCUACUGUGUUGUGCUCGCUGCGAAGCCCCCUUCUCACACGAAACCCCGUCUGAACGCCACAGACAAUGCAGACCCCUCUCACCUGCCGCUCUACGCCAUUGCCUUGGAUACCCUCUUUGGCUGUGUGCAUGCCUGCACCCCUCUCCCCUCCUCCUGCUCCCUCCCCGCCUCCCUCCCCCCCUCGCCCCUCCCCUUGCCUCUCAUUCACGCUGAAUGGGUGGGCCCCUCCCCAGAAGACGCCUCGCUGCUGGUUACCACACCAACCGCACUGCACUCCUUGCACGUGCACUGCCCCCCCCUCUCCCUUGCCUCGGUUCUAGGGGCUUUCCAACCCGCCGUGCCCCUGCUCUUGCCCACCGAACCUGCUGCCGAGCCUGCUUCCGGAGCAGCAAGGACUGAUUCGGCGAAAGUACGGGGGGUGCCUGCAGGUGUGGUGACUGCUGGGUGGGGUGGUUUGGCUGCUUCUGCUGCGAGGGCGGCUGGUUUGGCGCUAGCAGACAAAUCUGGGCCGGGCCACAGCAACCCGCUACAGCCGACUGGGUGGUUUGUGGGGCCCACAUUGCAUGACUCGGGAUUGGUGAAGAACCUUCCAGGAAAGGACGUGGGGAAAGAGGACCAGGAAGAAGAGGAAUUGGGAGGAGGGUUGAAGCCAGGAGUUGGGCAAGCGAAGCAGAAAGGGAAAGAGAAGAAAAAGGCAAAGAAGUCGCGUGGGAAGGCCAGGUUUGGAAAGUUGCACAUGGCCCUGAACCUGUCCCGGGCUGCGGACGGCAAUGGGCGGCAGUGGUUGUCUUUUGUGGGGAGCGAGGCAGAGAUGGCCUUGCUCAAUGCUCUUGUCGAGGAAGGGGUGGAGGGGGGGAAGAAAGUAGGGAGCGAGGGUGUUGAGAAUGGGGAGGAGAGGGAGGAGGGGGAAGAUAUGGAAGAGGGCGAGGCGGAUGAGAAGGAAGAGGAGAUGGAGGAGGAUGAGGAUGAAGAAGAGGAGGAAGAGGAGGAGGAGGAAGAAGAGGGAGAGGAUGGGGAAGAGGAAGCAGGAGAGGAAAAGGACGCAUACGAGAGGGCAUUGGAGGAGGCAGAUGGCAUGGCAGAUGGCAUGGCAGAGGGCGGCAGCACGGAGCGGAGGAGAGGGAGAGACAGAGACGCCUCCAUGGCAGACCAGCACAGGCUGGCCCGUCUUAUCCUGGACUGUGCGAAGCAGCUGGCUGAGGAGAGUGGGCUCGCACCGCCAGCAGCCGCAGCAGCCAUGGCUGCUCUGACUCCGGACCACCAGUCAGUUGCCGCGGCUGUUACCGAAUGCGUGCGGCUGUUCUCGCCCUCGGUUGUGUCAGCGCUGACUCAGCACGCGCUGGCCUGCUCCCACCGCAUGCUGCUCCGAGCCAUCGUCAGCUCCGGCCAGGUCACGUCGGCGCUGUGCCCGAACCUGGUGCCGAGCCUGGUGGCUCGGCGGGAGGUGCUGCUGCUGGAGGUGUGUCUGGUGCACAUGGGAGACCUGCCUCCCAGACACCUGGCGCUCAUUCUCCGCUUGCUGCUGGAUGAUGCCGUGACUGCCAGUGAGCAUGCGGGCGAGCGGCAAGCAGGCAACGAUGCAGAGAAAGGGAGAAGUUCGGAUGCGGAGGAGGAUAGGGUGGGUGGGAAGGGAGGAGGGGUGCAGGAUGGGCAGGGGUUUGUCAGCAGCAGAGUGGCGGAGUUGAGGAGACUGAGGGGCAAGAGGGCCGUGGCAGAUGUACGUUCAGUGCUGGCUGGUGCUGCUACGCGGUCUAAGAACUCCAGGAAAGCCAGUCAUGCUGUGCUCCAGUCCUCGAUGGCAGCUGCGCUGACGUCAUCUGCUGAGCUGGACGCAUUCACCGACGCGGAGCUCAUCCUCCACACAGUUGUCGCCGUCCCAUUCGACGAUACGAUUCUCGCAGCUGCCUUGGCGCCUCUCUCCCUCCCGCAUGUCCGCUUCCUCUUCUCCUACUUUGCCAAAUGGGUGGACGUGUACUCAGCUCGGGGAUUCGUUGUUGAGCUUCCUGCCUACUCUGUCUUCGGGGCCCGGGCGUUCCUCGCUGUCCCGCGCUUGGAAAGAAUCUUCGCGUGGGUGUCGACACUGGUGGAUUGCCACAUCACCCGCCUCCUCAUGCUUCCUGACUGCUUGGAGCCAAUCGCGCGCCUCCACCGGCGCGUCAUGGAACAGGCAGCGGUGGAUAGGAGGCUUACCUCGGUGGUUGGGUUUGUGCCGCAUAUUUUGGCGGGACUGCCUCUCCCGGAGAAGCACCCGAAUGGGUUUGGUGGUGGCGGUGAUGUUCUAACCCUUCUCCCCCUCAUUCCCCCCAUUCUUCCCCUCAUUUCCCAGCCUGCUCCUCCUCAUUUCCCCUCCUGCUCCUUCUCACUUCCCCCACUGCUCCCCCUCAUUUCCCCUCCUGCUCCUUCUCACUUCCCCCACUGCUCCCCUUCAUUUCCCCUCCUCCUCCCUCUCAUUUCCCCCCUUACUCCUCUCAUCUCCCCCCCUCCUCCCUCUCAUUUCCCCCCUUGCUCCUCUCAUCUCUCCCCCUCCUCCCUCUCAUUUCCCCCCUUGCUCCUCUCAUCUCUCCCCCUCCUCCCUCUCAUUUCCCCCCUUGCUCCUCUCAUCUCUCCCCCUCCUCCCUCUCAUUUCCCCCCUUGCUCCUCUCAUCUCUCCCCCUCUCCCUCUCAUUUCCCCCCUUGCUCCUCUCAUCUCUCCCCCUCCUCCCUCUCAUUUCCCCCCUUGCUCCUCUCAUCUCUCCCCCUCCUCCCUCUCAUUUCCCCCCUUGCUCCUCUCAUCUCUCCCCCUCCUCCCUCUCAUUUCCCCCCUUGCUCCUCUCAUCUCUCCCCCUCCUCCCUCUCAUUUCCCCCCUUGCUCCUCUCAUCUCUCCCCCUCCUCCCUCUCAUUUCCCCCCUUGCUCCUCUCAUCUCUCCCCCUCCUCCCUCUCAUUUCCCUUCCAUUCUCCCUUCCACGCUCUCCCAUCGCCAUGCCUUAAUUUCUCAUCCCCCCUCCUUCCAGGGUCAUCUCACCUCCCAUGAGAUCCCACUCGCUCCUUCAGUCCCUGCCCAUACUGCCGCCGCUGCUGCCUUUGCCGGAGCUGCCUCUGCUGCCACACCCAGUGUUCCUUCCUUUGAACAGCGGCAGGUGCAUGGGCAGCAACAGCAGAACCAAGAGCGAGUGGACCCUGCUGCGGUCUCACAGCCGAGCGCGCUCAUGAGUGCGCAAGCCGCAGGAGAUGCAGCAUGCCGGGUCUCUCACGCUGGGUGCACACUAUCGAAGCAGCCAUGUCAGCAGUGGACUGGGGAGCGAGCAGGGUGUGAGGCUCGAUGA